ACUUCACCAGUUCACCCACUAGGACUAGGAGCAGGAGAGGGGAGAGAAAACCUCGCCGUCAAUGUCAGCGUUCGUUCCCAAGGGCGCUAGGGUUUAACCCCCCAACUGUUCGGUCUCUCUCUCUCCCCGAAUCCAAUUCAGCGUCAUCUAGUCCGGGAGCCUGCGACAUGGGGUACCUCCAGGAGGCCCGGGAGAAUCACGUCAAGAAGAAGGUCGAGGAAGCUUUGCGGAGCAAAAUGAAACAAAAGGCUCUUCAGGAAUGUGAUUUCUAUUGUUCAAAAUAUGCUGAGUGUGCACGGGGAAGAACAUUUUCUGUGGUAUGGCAAUGCCGCAAACAAGCAAAAGAGUUGAAUGAGUGCCUUCAUCAAUACACAAAUGAUGCAAUCCUGGAAGAAAUGAAGAAGGCUUAUAUGAUUGAGCAAAAGAGCAAGGAGAUAAAUCAAUAAGCAAAAAUCCAAUGCGCAAUGUGCAUCACAAUCACCCUGCUUGUAUGUAUACUGUUGCCUUUGAUAGAUACUAUUCAUGGGUAGUGUUGCAAACAUUGUUCUCCCCACAUGCAUAACCUGAUACUAGUAUUGGGUGGCAAACUGGCAAUCUUGCUGUUUCUGUCGAACAUGCGAUAUAAGUUGUUUUCUUCUGCUGCAAUUUUCAUCC
Zea mays is the source of this 654-nucleotide messenger RNA. RefSeq lists its product as uncharacterized. The coding region runs from base 168 to 446 and encodes 92 amino acids. The record is from RefSeq and is marked validated. Gene Ontology annotation, cellular component: mitochondrion. The transcript has 3 exons. Lineage: Eukaryota; Viridiplantae; Streptophyta; Magnoliopsida; Poales; Poaceae.